Humulus lupulus (European hop) is the source of this 1440-nucleotide messenger RNA. RefSeq names its product shikimate kinase, chloroplastic-like. Gene Ontology annotation, cellular component: chloroplast. NCBI's taxonomy places the organism in Eukaryota, Viridiplantae, Streptophyta, Magnoliopsida, Rosales, Cannabaceae. The coding region runs from base 241 to 1251 and encodes 336 amino acids. The transcript is spliced from 11 exons. Gene Ontology annotation, molecular function: shikimate kinase activity. The record is from RefSeq and is a predicted model, not a curated record.
UCAAGUCAGAAUCGCACCACGAAGCACAACACAAGCAAUAUUUAAGCGGUUGCCAGUAAAUAAAUACCAUCAGAAUUGAACCCAUACAUUUCUAGUCUCUCCUUUCAAACAACAAAUAUAUUUUCAAUUUUUUUUGGGACUCUCAUCUCAUUCAAUUCUUGAGAUUAAAGAGAAAGAAGGCGAAAAACAGGAUUUUGCUGUAGAUUGUUGAAAGUUUAUUUUUUUCCGAUUAAGGUGAGAAUGGAAGCCGUAGUACCACAAACUGUACAGUUUACCAAUUGGAUUUCCUCUGAGAAGGUUACGAGGAGACCAGGCUGGUCGUUCCCGGUUUCUCAGACUCUGAAGGACCGGCAAAAGUUUCCGGUGCUUGUUUCAGCUCGAUUUCCGGCUAACGGAGCGUCGAAUCGGCGUAGAAAUGUGGAUAUGGAGGUUUGGUGCUCAUACAAGAGCUCUCCAGGUUCAGUUGUGGAAUCUGGAAACUAUCAGGCUCCAUUUGAUGAAGCUCAACAGUUGAAGAUUAAGUCAGAAAAGGUUAAGCCAUGUUUAAUGGGGCGCUGUAUUUAUCUAGUGGGAAUGAUGGGCUCUGGGAAAACAACUGUAGGAAAGAUUUUGUCACAAGAGCUUGGAUAUGCCUUUCGUGAUUGUGACACUUUGAUAGAGGAAGAAGCUGAACUUUCUGUGGCUGAAAUUUUUAAGCUUAAGGAUGGAGAGAGCCAAUUUAGAAGAAAGGAGAUGGAAGUACUGCAGGAACUCUCAUGUGAGCAUAGUAAAGUUGUUUCUACUGGUGGAGGUGCAGUUGUUCGAAAUGUCAACUGGAAAUAUAUGCAGAAAGGUAUAACUGUCUGGCUAGAUGUGCCUUUGGAUGCAUUGGCUCAAAGAACUUCUGCUGAUGGAACUAGUUCACGUCCCCUCUUGCCUAAUAAAUCAGGCGAUAUAUACUCCGAGACUUUCAUGUGCCUGUCUAAUCUUUUACAACAGAGGCGUAAAUUAUAUGCCAAAGCCAAUGCAAGGGUUUCUUUGGAAGAUAUUGUAGCCAAAUUAGGUCAAACAGAUGUGUCUAAUCUCACCGCCACUACCAUUGCAAUUGAGGCGCUCGAACAAAUUGAGGUCUUUUUGAAGAAGGAAGUUGAGGAUUUUUUGAAAAAGAAGAAAGAACAUGAUGAAUUUUUGAAACGUAUAGUUUUGACAUGCGUUAUUUUUUAUUGUGUUCAAUUAUUUUUCUUUUGUUCCUGCUUAGCUUUUUUUUUUUAGUAAAAACAUGGCUGUGUUAUCAAUUUUUUGUGAGGGAGCAUAGCUUGUUGUAUGCAUGUAACUGUAUUAAUGGUGUCCAACAAGUGUUACAUAUAAUAAAAUGAUUGUAAGAUUCCAAUUGUAAUGUUGAAGGUAUUUCUGUAAUAAACCGAAUGAUCUUGCAAGUGUAUUACAUAAUUUUUUGAUUAA